Messenger RNA from Microthlaspi erraticum, 672 nucleotides. The record is from the annotation of a GenBank genome assembly. Lineage: Eukaryota; Viridiplantae; Streptophyta; Magnoliopsida; Brassicales; Brassicaceae.
AUGGAGAAUCAAGCUUUCGUAGAUGGUGAAUUGGACUCUCUUUUGCGGAUGUUUAACUUUGAUAAAUAUUCAUCUGACGAGUCAAGCUUUUACAUUGAUCAAGAUCAUCAUCAUCCUAAUGAGAUUGAUGCUUUCUUCCCAUUUGGAACAAUUCUUGAAGAGACCUAUACGGCCGCUCUCGACGCCAGUCACCAAACGAACCUCUAUGUUGACUCAAGAGAAGAGCUGGUGAAACCCAAGAAGAAGCAAAAGUUAAGCCCGGAAAGCAGUUUGGUCACCGAUCCUAAGACUUCUUGGAGAGAUGGUCAGAGCCUAAGCAAUUCCAAUAGUUCAGAUGAUGAGAAAGCUUUAUGUUUAGAGACUACUACAUCAAAAAGCCUUGAAGGCAAAGCAAAUCGUAACAGAGGGAAAGCUACCGAUCCUCAGAGUGUAUACGCUCGGAAACGAAGAGAAAGGAUAAACGAUAGGCUAAAAACAUUGCAAAGCCUAGUUCCAAACGGGACAAAGGUCGAUAUAAGCACGAUGCUUGAAGAAGCAGUCCAUUACGUUAAGUUCAUGCAGCUGCAAAUUAAGCUCUUGAGUUCAGAUGAUCUAUGGAUGUAUGCACCUCUUGCUCACAAUGGUCUUAACAUGGGAGGAUUGCAUCAUAAUCUUUUGUCUCGGCUUAUGUGA